CAGAAAUGGAGGAAAUCUUCAUCAAAGGUGGACCUAAUAUAGCGAUCAAGAAAAAAGAGCAGACUUAUUUUUUAGGAUGUUUGACGCGAAAAUGAGUACUACUGAAAUCAAGAAAAAAUAUGAAUGGCAAGCAUAUAAAAAAUUUAAUGAUUUACCAGGGAGACCAGAACACGAGGGAUUAAAAGAAGAAAACUUAAAAUAUGGUAGACUUUUUUCAAAAAUUAUCAAAAUAAACAAAAUUAAAUACAUUUUGAUAUAUUUUAACAAUGAAAAGGAUUUAAUGAAAGCAAUUUACAACUCAACGAUGGAAGAAAUAAACAUGGAAAAUGGCUUGAAGAUUAAAAGUCAAGAUGAAUUGAUCGCUGAAAAUGGAACAUACAAAAAACGUUUCAGCAUUAAUAAAUUCGCUAUUCCACAAAAAUCAAAGGACGGAUUUGUUGACGCAACCACUGACUUAAUCUCAACGGUUCCAAGAACGACAGAAGAACAUGACGAGUUAGAUAAUUUAAAUAAUAAAUUUAAAGAAAGAUUAGACGAAUUAGAGACGACAACAGCCACGAUACAAAGAAAGGGGAAAAAGAAAGCAACAGAGUUAUUGGACGAUGAUGUUGAAGAAACAAAAAAUGAAAACAAAAAGCGAGUAGUGCGAAAGCAGGGAGAAAGGGAAAAUUCUGAUACAGAAUGA
This is a messenger RNA of Rhizophagus irregularis DAOM 181602=DAOM 197198, 685 nucleotides long. The record is from RefSeq and is a predicted model, not a curated record. NCBI's taxonomy places the organism in Eukaryota, Fungi, Glomeromycota, Glomeromycetes, Glomerales, Glomeraceae.